Molecule: messenger RNA, 1338 nt
Organism: Cyphellophora attinorum
Lineage: Eukaryota; Fungi; Ascomycota; Eurotiomycetes; Chaetothyriales; Cyphellophoraceae
Exons: 1
Coding region: 1-1338 (445 amino acids)
Biological process (GO): ribonucleotide metabolic process; RNA catabolic process
Cellular component (GO): ribonuclease H2 complex; nucleoplasm
Source: RefSeq, a predicted model, not a curated record
AUGGGAGUGACAACUAGGUCCGCUAGUAGUAGCCCUGUGAAGAAACACCAGUCCAGAGCGGCAACUGGCGAAGGAAAGACCACGAAAACAGACGCAGCAGAUGGCAUGAGAGUACUAUUCCUGCCCAAGGACCUGUCCCCGAAGGCCCGUAUCCUAUCAAUACGACAUCCUCGAGAUUCUUCUCCCAAACGAUUCCUAUUGUGCCCAGUCCACGGCCUGUAUGAGUUCACAAGAAUAGCCCAGCCGCCGGGCGAGUAUCGAAGUCUGCUCUUCUCGAGCGUUGAAGAGGACUCGGCAUCCUCUGAGCCAGUCCCUGCUUCAACAGAGAGCUCGAAGUUCAGCGAUGGCUACAUAUCCCAAGAUGCCUCCCUCCUCGUGGCAACGCCAUUCGACCUGUUCUUUUUCCUGCUCUCGAUCCUACCCUCAGCACUGGCAGGAUCAGCCAAGGCACUCUUUCAGCCGAUUGACGACCUGUUUGAGAGCGCCAUAGAAAGAGACAAGCACUCGAGAUUUAUUAUCUCCGUGGGAAGGCCGCUGGUUGAGCAGGCAUUACGGAAGUUCUGCGACACGGUGGACGCGGGCGAUGAUACGAUGUUCAGGGUCAGCGAGGAGAAGACAGUGGCUUUGAUACACCAAAAGAUAAUCCGCGUAGUUGAGAGGGGACUGCCGCCAACUUUGGAGGAGCGAUUCGUUACCCGAGCGUUUGAGACGCCUGUGCUGGGGGUGAAGCGGGAGACAAGUACUCUGAGCACUGCGACCAUGGUAAUAGAUGAAGCCGAAGCCGAAGCCGAAGAAGAGAUAAAGAACACCGACAAUGCGAACGGUGACUCUCAGUCCUCGGCCGCAAGCUCGGCCCCAUCUCUCGUCUUUUCCGAAACAUCAACCAUAUCUACAUCAACGGUAACAACCAUAGCUUCAUCACCCGAAGCACCAUCUCCACAAAUUCUCAACCUACAACGCCUCAAGGUCGCCCUCGACUUCAUCAUCGUCUCCUAUUUCCACCCAACUGUCGCCAACCACGUCCGCCAACACUUCUUGUCAUCAUCCUCACCCAUCGACUUCGGCCCACUUCAAACACACUUGGCUCACCUCGCAAAGCUAAAGGCACAAGCUCUAGCGCAGCGAUCACUAGGCGACUUCAGCCGCAAGCGAGGCCUCGAAGACGACGAGGCUGCAGAAGAGCGCGCAGAGAAGAAGCGGAAGCAGGACGAGGAAGAGAAGAAGAAGAAAGCAAACAUUUCGAGAGGUGUCAAGGAUCUUGCUAAGGUGAACGUGAGUGGCAUGAAGAAGAUGUCGGAUUUCUUUGCGAAGAAGCCAGCGGCGAAGGCGAAGGCGUAG